CAUGAGCUCUUGCUGCCUGAGGCACCGAUAUCCAGUGACCUUCAGGCCCCAACAUCGCUCAUUCUUCGUCUAUCCUCUCUGUCUUCCUAUCCCGAUACCUGGUCAAUGGGGCUACCACACCUAAACUUUUGCCGGUUCUUCGACAUAUCCGCAAUCAUGGCGGCUGGACUCAAGACCAUCAUCGCGCUUUCAUUUGUCCUUGCAAUCGGAUUCCUCCUGGUAAUUCUCUCCUCGGCACUGUGGCAUAAGUACUGGCCGCUGUUGGUAGUCGCCAUUUACAUUAUUGCGCCUCUUCCCAAUUGGAUCUGUGGAAGAUGUGCAAAUCCAGACGAUUUCAUGGAUAGCUCCAGCAACUCAGCGAUGGAUUUUGGGCGCUUCAUGACUGGCUUCUUGGUUUUGACUGGAAUUGCUCUCCCCGUCGUUUUGGCACACAGCGGGGCGAUCGAGAUACCGGCCAUGAUUAUGUCGAUUGUCGGUGGCUUGUUGAUUUACAUAACCAUUAUUAGCUUCUCUAUGUUCUUUCAAGAGCAGGAAGAGUUCUGA
Molecule: messenger RNA, 543 nt
Organism: Penicillium taxi
Lineage: Eukaryota; Fungi; Ascomycota; Eurotiomycetes; Eurotiales; Aspergillaceae
Product: Vps55 family protein
Exons: 4
Biological process (GO): late endosome to vacuole transport via multivesicular body sorting pathway
Cellular component (GO): endosome; Vps55/Vps68 complex
Source: RefSeq, a predicted model, not a curated record